GAGGAGUCCUCCGAAGUGUCGUCGAUCCAUCCGCCGCCUUUGCCAAGGAUGGUUGGAGGCCGCUUCCGAAUGCGGGGCGAGAUUGGCUCUGGCUCCUACAGCGAAGUUUUCAUGGGGGAGGACGACGACUCAGGUGAGAGACCCAGAUCUCUAGCCCAGAUCUUUGCGAGAAGAAGCAUGUCCAUCGCCGAUGAGUCCGGUAAGACCUUCAAGGAGGAGCUCCGGGCAGGAAAGCCGAAGAUGGGCCUCUUUCUGAACUCCAGCUCGCCUACAGUUGCAGAGCAGCUCUCCUGCGCUGGUUAUGACUGGCUCCUUGUGGACAUGCAGCACGGCCCGAUGGACACCAUGAUGCUCUCAUCCAUGCUCUGCGCGAUUCACAGCGGCGGGGCCAAGUCCAUGGUGCGGGUGGCUGGAGCUCAUGAUCGUGGGGGCAUUCAGCAGGCCCUGGAUCUGGGUGCAGACGGCAUCUUGGUGCCCUACAUCAACACUGCCGAUGAGGCAAAGCAAGCCGUCUCUUGCUGCAAAUACCCGACAGAGGGAACUCGCUCCGUGUAUUUUCCGCAGCGAAGCACGAAUAAGAAGGGUUUGCUGGGAUACGUAGGCAACGCCAAUGCGAACGUCAUCGUGGCGCUUCAAGUGGAGACGCAUGAUUGCAUCAAGAACAUCGAUGCGAUUGCGGCGGUCAAGGGCUUGGACCUCCUGUUCCUGGGGCAGAACGACCUCUGCAUGAGCGCAGGCCUCUUUGAGAAGUAUGAGUUCCCCAAGAUGUACACUUCCCCUGAGCUGGACGAGAUGACAGGCAAGCUUAUUGAGGCAGCCAAGAAGAACGCAGUUGUGCUUGGCGUGUUCCUGUUUGGCACCGACCGUGUGAAGGAGUUUUUGGAGAAAGGGUUCCCUUUUAUUUCUAUUGGCAACGACCUCCACCAUGUCAUGACACAGGCAGAUACCCACAUGGAAGCCUUGGACAAGGCCGCUGCCAGCCUGGAAAAGCCUUGGAAGAAGCGUCAGCUCCAGGCGUAG
This is a messenger RNA of Symbiodinium pilosum, 1020 nucleotides long. NCBI's taxonomy places the organism in Eukaryota, Dinophyceae, Suessiales, Symbiodiniaceae. The record is from the annotation of a GenBank genome assembly.